CCUGAAUCACCAACGUGGUCUGUGAGAUCAUUAUUGUUACCACCAGUAAAAGAUAAGUCAGAUCAGAAGUGGCAAGAAGUAAAAAUCACACAGCACGAAUUUCUAAACUUAUUAAAAAUGGCAAAAUUAAACUUCCCAAAUUCAUCUAGUAAGAAAUCAAAUAUAGAAUUAGAAAAUAACGAAAUAUCUGAUCCACAGACAGCAUUAAAUAAAGAUAUAAGUAUCUUAUGUAAUUUUGUAAGACAUGUACAAAAUAUUGAUGUUUCUAAUAUAGAACCAUUAAAAAGUUUUUGGACUACGGAAAUUGAAAUCGGAUUUAGAAAUGAUGAUGUAGCAAAUUGUAGAAACAACGAUGUUGAUGUGAACGAAAAGGAUAUGAAAGAUUGUGAUGGAUCUAAACAAGAAAGAUUGCUAUUAAAGAGCGCAAAAGUCUUGUAUGGUAACUAUUAUGUUGUCAGAAACAUUAGUGAUUGA
Messenger RNA from Scutellospora calospora, 474 nucleotides. The record is from the annotation of a GenBank genome assembly. Lineage: Eukaryota; Fungi; Glomeromycota; Glomeromycetes; Diversisporales; Gigasporaceae.